Messenger RNA from Trichomycterus rosablanca, 535 nucleotides. It is a transcript of the gene pclaf, whose product is annotated as PCNA clamp associated factor. The coding region runs from base 67 to 420 and encodes 117 amino acids. NCBI's taxonomy places the organism in Eukaryota, Metazoa, Chordata, Actinopteri, Siluriformes, Trichomycteridae. The transcript has 4 exons. Gene Ontology annotation, cellular component: nucleus. The record is from RefSeq and is a predicted model, not a curated record. Gene Ontology annotation, biological process: translesion synthesis; regulation of cell cycle. Gene Ontology annotation, molecular function: chromatin binding.
CUUUUACUUUAGUGCUUUAAUUCUGAUCUGUUCAGGUCGUCUUCUGAACCUUGUAAACCUGUGAAUAUGGUUAGAACCAAGGCUGAUAGUGUUCCUGGCGCCUACAGGAAAGCCGUUGCUGCUUCUGCACCCAGGAAAUCACUUGGCGCCUCCAGUUCAGGCAACGCCUCGAGUAGCAGCAGCUCCACCUCAGGCACCCCCGGCAAAAGCAAGUAUGCUGGUGGAAAUCCUGUCUGUCCUCGCCCCACCCCCCAGUGGCAAAAGGGUAUUGGGGAUUUCUUUGGUGGCCCUGGCAGGAAGCCUGAGAAAGAGAAUGUGCACCCUGUUUCUGAUGAGGAGGAGGCUGGUGGAAGUGGCAUGUCCAAAGCACCCAGAAAAUCCAAGCCACUCCCAGAUGAUGAGGAUGAAGGCGAAAGCUAAACUUGUUUAAUGACUUAGGAGCAUUGUUCCUGGAUGAAUUUUAAUGUAUAUCUUUGUACAUAGUUUGUUUUUCCUUUUUUGUACAGAAGUUUAAUAAAAAUGCCUUUUUAAAGAG